Messenger RNA from Miscanthus lutarioriparius, 561 nucleotides. The record is from the annotation of a GenBank genome assembly. NCBI's taxonomy places the organism in Eukaryota, Viridiplantae, Streptophyta, Magnoliopsida, Poales, Poaceae.
AUGAGCUCGCCGGCGAUGGUGGCGGCGCUGUUGGUGGAGGGGCUGGCGUGGUGGAUCCCUGUAAGAUUCCCGGAGAUGUCGGACUCCGAGGAGCACCACUUUGAGUCCAAGGCCGACGCCGGCGCCUCCAAGACCUAUCCGCAGCAGGCCGGCACCAUCCGCAAGAACGGCUACAUCGUCAUCAAGGGCCGUCCCUGCAAGGUUGUUGAGGUCUCCACUUCCAAGACUGGGAAGCAUGGCCAUGCCAAGUGCCACUUUGUUGGCAUUGACAUUUUCACUGGAAGGAAGCUUGAGGAUAUUGUUCCUUCUUCUCACAACUGUGAUGUUCCACAUGUUAAUCGUGUUGAGUAUCAGCUGAUUGACAUUUCUGAAGAUGGAUUUGUCAGCCUUUUGACUGAGACUGGCAGCACUAAGGAUGACACCAGGCUUCCCACUGAUGAAGCUCUGCAAGCCCAGAUCAAGAGUGGAUAUGAUGAAGGAAAGGACAUCCUCCUGACCGUGAUGUCUGCCAUGGGUGAGGAACAGAUCUGUGCUGUCAAGGAGAUUGGGGGCAAGAACUAA